AUGCACCUGCUUAUGGAUGGAGAGCACCAUAGCAGCAUAGUCCGAUCGCCGCCGCGCUUCCCUUCGCUCCAAAAACAUAGUCCCGGCGCCAAAAGUGGCGAGCAGCCGCGCCAGGAAAUAAAAUACCGAGUCUCUGAUGAUCUCAUUCCCCGGACUAGGACAUGUUCCAGUCCGACCACGCCUGCGCCGCCUUCCACGCCGCGUCCAGGGCCAUCUGCGGCGGCCCCGUCUACGUCAGCGACUUCCUCAGCAGCCACGACUUCGCCUUGCUCAGGCGGCUCGUCUUCCCCGACGGCACCGUGCCCAGGUGCCUGCACUAUGCUCUCCCCACCAGACUGCCUCUUCAAAAAUCCGCUCUUUGAUCAGCAGGCUGUCCUCAAGAUUUGGAACCUGAACAAGUUUGGAGGGGUCAACUGCCAGGGAGCAGGGUGGGACCCGGUGGAGCACCGUGUCCGAGGCUACUCACACUGCUACAAGCCAGUCUCCGGCAAUGUCCAGCCUGCCGACGUUGAGUGGGGCCAGAGGGAAGACACGUCGGCCAUGGUAAAAGCUGCAUCAUACGCUGUCUACCGAUGCCAAACCGAGGAGUUCCUCCUGAUGACACCAGGUUCAGAACCCAUCCAGUUCACCCUCCAGCCAUCGUCCUUUGAGCUCUUCACGUUUGCUCCGGUCACAACCAUCGUCGGUGGUGCCGCCAAAGCAUGCUUUGCGCCGAUCGGGCUGGUUGACUUGCUAAACUGUGGAGGCGCCAUCGUUGAUGUUGAGCACAGCAGUGGAAGCGAGGUGAGGGUGAAGGUGAAGGGUGGAGGACGGCUGCUGGUGUACUCUGAUGUGGAACCAAAGAAGAGCCUGUGGAUGGCUGUGAGGCUGAAUUUGAAUGGGAAAAUGGCGGGAAGCUGUUGGUCGAUGUGA
Molecule: messenger RNA, 912 nt
Organism: Miscanthus lutarioriparius
Lineage: Eukaryota; Viridiplantae; Streptophyta; Magnoliopsida; Poales; Poaceae
Source: the annotation of a GenBank genome assembly